Mercurialis annua (annual mercury) is the source of this 897-nucleotide messenger RNA. RefSeq lists its product as uncharacterized. The record is from RefSeq and is a predicted model, not a curated record. Lineage: Eukaryota; Viridiplantae; Streptophyta; Magnoliopsida; Malpighiales; Euphorbiaceae. Bases 1 to 897 code for a protein of 298 amino acids. The transcript is spliced from 3 exons.
AUGGCUAACAAAAAUGAUGUUCCUCCUGGGUUCAACAAUGGCUGGAAACAGAGUAGUUCCACAGAAUCAGCAGAAUCCACGAGCAUCAUUCAGCUCUUAGAGGCUCGCUGCCAGUUCUAUGGGCUACCCAUUAAAGAUCCGAAUGCGCACCUCGUGAACUUUCUAGAAGUGUGUAGUACAUUCAAGCUCUGUAACAUGACUGAGGAUGAAGUGUUGCUGCGGUUAUUCCCGUUUUCUCUGAGGGAUAGAGCGAAAUUUGGCAAAAGAUUUCAUGAGCAAGUACUGUUUUAUGGAAAGACUGCAAAGUUGACAAGGGAUAUUAUGCUCUAUCAGCAAAAUGAUGGAGAAUCGGUACAUGAAGCAUGGGGGCGAUACAAGGAGAUGCAGAGGAAAGUUCCUCAUCAUCAUAUCACUAGAGAGAAUCUGAUUCAAAAUUUAUACAAUGGAUCAACUGAGUUGGGCAGAAGCAAUAUAGAUGCAGUUGCAGGAGGGUCACUAAUGAGGAAGAGGACCGAUGCAGCAUUUUCUCUAUUAGAUGAGAUGGCUAUAAAUGGAUGUACUUGGCCGACGGAGAGGGUGAAAGUACUUGCGCAUAAAGGAGUAAUGGAAGUCAGUAUAGAUCCAGCUAUGGAGAGUCUGAAAGUGAAGAAUGCCUCACUGCAAGUUCAGGUUGACAUUCUUAAGAGGCAAGUUGCAGGGAUGAAUAUGGGCAAUGUUGCUGUAGUGCAGAGUAGCUAUGAAGUAUGUGGAGAUUCGAACCAUGCGACAAAUGACUACUAUGUGAUGGGGCAGACCUUCAAUGAGCAGGUCAAUUUUGUGGGAGGCCAGAGGCCAGUCAAUGUCCCAUAUGCCGUUACUUACAAUCCGGGAUGGAGGAAUUACCCAAAUUUCUCAUGA